AUAGUCUUAUCCCACAGCAGAGCUUAACAUCAGGGGAAGACAGACAGACAGAGGAAACCUUUACAGAGAAUCACAAACAGACAUAAUCUACAUUUCACACAUUUUCUUCUUCUGUUCUCUGGAAGACAUCUUCACUCAUGGUUAGUCCAGACACCUCCGUUCAGCUCAGGUUAUCAGUGACCUAUCAUGGGGUCUACCAUGGACAUUGCCAAAGAUCCUCUUCUCUGUUCUGUUCUCUACGUCUGCUACCAGGUGACUCAGGGCCAGAUGGUGAUGGACUGCUGUCUGGAGGUCAAUAAAAAAGAGAUCCCACCACGCAUUGUCACGGGUUACCAGCCUCAGGUUAGGGGUCAAGGCUGCUCCAUUGACGCCAUGGUCUUCCUCACCAAAAAGGGACGUAAACUGUGUGCCGCUACUGGCCCUGCCUGGGUUACUAACCUGAUGAAACACAUGGACAAGCUGAUCAAGAUGUGCCACAACACCAACUUCAAGGGUAAACACUGUAAGAAGAUGAAGCCCAAGCAUUCCUAAAGUCCUAAUUGGACCCCCUCCUUCCACCCUCACCACCACCUCCACCACCUCCACCCCCCUUCUCCUGGUCCAUAGAACAAUGAAAGGACAUUCCAAGUGUGGAGGGGGGGGUGACAAUAAAUAAUGAAUGGAAAAAUGUGAUUCUUCUUACCACUAGUGCACUUUUUCAGUUUCCUUCCAUCUUCAGUUUUUAUCCAGCAUGCUAUGUUGUUUCCUUCCGUCUUCAGUUUUUACUUAUUGAGACCAUGUUGUUUCUUCUGUCAGUUUUUACCCAGCAUGCCAUGUUGUUUCUUCUGUCAGUUUUUACCCAGUAGACCAUGUUGUUUCCGUCUGUCUUCAGUUUUUACCCAGUAGACCAUGUUGUUUCCUUCUGUCAGUUUUUACCCAGUAGACCAUGUUUCUUCUGUCAGUUUUUACCCAGUAGACCAUGUUUCUUCUGUCAGUUUUUACCCAGUAGACCAUGUUGUUUCCUUCUGUC
Molecule: messenger RNA, 1009 nt
Organism: Salvelinus sp. IW2-2015
Lineage: Eukaryota; Metazoa; Chordata; Actinopteri; Salmoniformes; Salmonidae
Product: C-C motif chemokine 20-like
Biological process (GO): immune response
Cellular component (GO): extracellular region
Molecular function (GO): chemokine activity
Source: RefSeq, a predicted model, not a curated record